CCAUCGCUCUUAACUCUCUCUCCGCUUGUGUUUCAAAGAGGCAUCCCCCGCCGCCUCCGUCUCCAUCCUUUACCCACGCCACUCCUCCCGUGCUUAGUGUAUCCCUCUCCCUCCACCCCUCCUCCCCUCGAGGUUCUCCCAUGGGCCACACCCCAAUCUACAAGUUCAUCCCCAUUUAAUUAGUGCACCAAUUGUUGGGCCCUUUCCUUCAGUCCCGGGCCCCAUCGUCCACUCCAAAAAUCAGACGAGCUUCGCACAUUGACAAUUGCCCAAUCAAUCAUGGCGCCCACGGUCAGCCUGGUGCUGGGCGGUCUCGCUGCUACCUACGUCUUCCUCCGGGUUUUGCUAACCCUCACCCAGGAUGCCCGGGAACCCCCGGCCAUCCUGACCGACAUCCCAUUUGUGCAGCCCUUGAUUGGCAUGAUUCGGGAGAAGGCGGGCUUCUACAUCCGCCUAAGAGACGAAACACGGCUGCCCAUCUACACCCUGCGGCUGCCCUUCCAGCGCAUCUACGUGGUCAAUGCCACCGAGCUCAUCCCCGUGCUGCAGAAGCAAUGGCGCGUCAUCAGCUUUGCGGCCAUCGCGGCCGACGCGGGCAACGUGGUGGGCAUCAGCAAGGAGGGUCUCGAGAUCAUGAAGCGCGAUCUCACGAGCGAGCACGGCUUCAGCACGAGCUGGCCCCGCUACAUCAUGCCGACCAUGGCGCCCGGCCCGGACCUCGACGCCAUCAACCGGCGCGCCAUCGAGAUCUACGUCGACGAGAUGGCCCGGCUGAGGGCCCGGGCGGCGGGGGAGGAGGGGCAGCCCGGCAAGGUGGUCGUCGGCCUGUGGGAGUGGACGCGCCGCAUGAUGGUCGACUCGACCACCGAGGCCGUCUGGGGUCCCGAGAACCCGUACCGCGACCCGGCCGUGGCCGACGCCUGGAAGACGUUUGAGGCCGGCUUCCUGACCAUGUCCAUGUUCCCGCUCGCCUGGCUCCUGUUCCCCAAGCUGCACGCCGCCCGCGAGGUGGCCGCCCGCGCCAUGAUCGACUACAUGCGCCGCGGCGGCUACAAGACGGCCUCGGGCCUCGUCCGCCGCCGCGUCGAGCACCACUGCGACCUCUUCGGCCUCUCUCUCGACGACGUCGGCCGCGGCGAGCUGGGCAACACCUUCGCCGUCCUCGGCAACACCACCCCCUGCGCCCUCUGGGUCCUCUACCAGAUCGUGUCGGACGACCGGGUGCUGGCCGACGUCCGCGCCGAGCUGGAGGCCCUGGUCGAGGAAGAGGUGGUGGAGGGGGAGGAGGAGGAGGCGGAGGACGGCCCAACGCUCGUAAGCUCCAUCGACCUGGCCCGGAUCAAGGAGUCCUGCCCGGUCCUGCUCAGCACCUUCCAGGAGACGCUCCGGUUCCGCGCCGUCAACCCGGGCCCGCGCGUCCUGCUCGAGGACGUCUCGCUCGACGGCGGCCGCACCCUGCUCAAGAAGGGCGCCAUGCUCAUGAUCCCCGCCCCCGUGCAGCACACCGACACGGACGCCUGGGGCGACGACGCGCGCCAGUUCGACCACCGCCGGUUCGCGCCGCCCUCCGCGGGGGACGGCGGCGGCAGCGCCCAGGGGAACAACAAGAAGAGGAAGAAGCCGAACCGGGUCGCCUUCCGGGCCUUUGGCGGCGGCCACGUGCUGUGCCCCGGUCGCCACUUCGCCAGCACCGAGAUCCUCUCGCUGGCCGCCCUGCUGGUCCUCCAGUUCGACGUCGUCCCCGUCGCCGGCCGCUGGGUCGAGCCCACCUGGGACAACUCGCCCGCCCAGGCCGGAUUCCCCGUCAUCGACCAGGACAUACCCGUCGAGCUGCGCCCCCGCGACCCCCGCCGGAAGUGGCGCGUCGUCUACUCGGGCUCCGACAAGGCCAUGAACAUCGUCGCCGAGGACAUCUCGGCCGGCGGCCGGGGCGCCCUCUGAGAACGGGGACAGGCCAUCUUCCUUUCCUCCUGCCCUGGUCUUGUGUACUACUACGCAUUCGUUGCUGCUAUGCGUCUUGGGUGCUCUGUGUACCAUACUUGGAAUGAAAAAUAAUUAAUCAUCACCUGUUUAUUUCGUAUUUCUUUUUUCAAAAAAAUUUGAGACCGGGACAGGUUCAAACGUAAUCCAGAGACCUGUUUGCGGCUUCCAC
Molecule: messenger RNA, 2152 nt
Organism: Thermothelomyces thermophilus ATCC 42464
Lineage: Eukaryota; Fungi; Ascomycota; Sordariomycetes; Sordariales; Chaetomiaceae
Exons: 2
Coding region: 280-1941 (553 amino acids)
Molecular function (GO): oxidoreductase activity, acting on paired donors, with incorporation or reduction of molecular oxygen; iron ion binding; heme binding
Source: RefSeq, a predicted model, not a curated record